This is a messenger RNA of Exophiala mesophila, 1332 nucleotides long. RefSeq lists its product as uncharacterized. NCBI's taxonomy places the organism in Eukaryota, Fungi, Ascomycota, Eurotiomycetes, Chaetothyriales, Herpotrichiellaceae. The coding region runs from base 219 to 1157 and encodes 312 amino acids. The transcript has a single exon. The record is from RefSeq and is a predicted model, not a curated record. Gene Ontology annotation, molecular function: glycosyltransferase activity.
CAACACCUCCCCAGUGCUCACGAUGACUGUGACAUGUCCUUUUAUCAAAAACUUGAGCACCUUGCACUUUCUGACCUUACGAAUGCUGCUGUUAAAAGACCUUCCUUGAUUGGGUUAUUCCGACAUCCUUGGUUUCAAUAAAAAUCGACAGGGCGAGAGAGAUUGCGACAGGGAAAUCGAUAGCGAGUGUCCUGAUCGCAACCACUGUUGAAACCAAGAUGGCAGACGGUAGCCAUGAGAAUGGAGCGCCUCCGAAGAAGGUGUGGACGACUCUAAUCACUAACACCAAAUAUCUUUCUGGUCUCCUCACCCUCGAGCAUUCCCUCCGGAAAGCGAACUCGCAGUACCCUCUGAUCGCACUCUACACCGACACUUUUCCUGAGGAGGGCCUACAAGCCCUCAAGAGCCGCGGCAUCCUUGCGAAAGAGAUCCCAUACCUUCUCCCCUCUGUUCCAAAGGAAUACGCCAACGAUCCUCGCUUCUAUGACUGCUGGAGCAAGCUUACUCCGUUCAGUCUCACCGAGUAUGACCGCGUGGUGCAGUUGGACAGCGAUAUGCUGGUGUUGAAGAACAUGGACGAACUCAUGGAGCUCGAGUUGGAUCAACCUAGCUUGAAUGGUGAAGGCAACAGAGUUUAUGCUGCAAGCCCUGCCUGCGCCUGCAAUCCUCUGAAGAAAGCUCAUUAUCCCAAAGACUGGACACCCGAAAACUGCGCCUUGACCAGUCAACAUGCCGAUCCAGACAAUGCGCAAAUAUAUGGUCCCUCAUCAACUACCGGAAUCGGGCUCCCCAAUGGUGGUCUGGUGGUGUGCAAUCCUUCCGACGGGACUUACGACAAGAUUUUGAGUACCCUAAAAGACGGAGGAUUGACGGCAGGCUAUGAGUUUGCAGAUCAGAGUUUGUUGGGGGAGCGGUUUCACGGUCGUUGGGUCGGACUGUCAUACAUUUACAACGGUCUCAAGACCUUGAGGUGGAAAGGUGUACACGACAGCAUCUGGCGGGACGAUCGUGUCAAGAACGUUCACUACAUCUUAAGCCCCAAACCGUGGGACGAGAAAUAUGAAGACAUCCAAGACGAGUCGCAUAGAUGGUGGCACGAUACAAAUAACGAGCGUCUAGGUCUGGAGAAAGCUGCCGGAAUUGAUGAUGGCUUUUGAACAGGCCUUUGAUCGCGCCUCUUGUCCAGUGCGCCUCUUGAUGGGCCUGACAGGCUAGCUUACCAGUGGUUUUGGCUCCUUGUGUUGGGCUCGAGGUACAUACUCCGGGAGCGAAGGUAAAUAUGUAGAGGUUAUCAUUAUACAUAGAGUUAUUAGAUUUUACAAUGACCAAGAC